Eublepharis macularius is the source of this 3120-nucleotide messenger RNA. It is a transcript of the gene SMPDL3B, whose product is annotated as sphingomyelin phosphodiesterase acid like 3B. The transcript has 8 exons. The record is from RefSeq and is a predicted model, not a curated record. Gene Ontology annotation, biological process: sphingomyelin catabolic process. Gene Ontology annotation, molecular function: sphingomyelin phosphodiesterase activity. Lineage: Eukaryota; Metazoa; Chordata; Lepidosauria; Squamata; Eublepharidae. Bases 966 to 2375 code for a protein of 469 amino acids.
AAUUAAGAUGGCUAGGCUACUUGUUUACUGCUGAGGAUGUCUCAGAGUUGUAAUGUGUGGUAUUAUUUGGAGGGGGCCUGAAUUCUGUAUGGUUCUUUUGAAACAUCUGGAAUGUGCAUGGUUAGAGGGGCCAUUUGCUUGACCUAGAUAAGGCUCCAGUAGCAACUCCCCACGGUCCUUUCAGAUCAGGAAAUUGCACACAGGGCACAGUGUGCUCUGCACAUUGCAGUCCUGAUCUAACUUGGUCCUUUGAAUGCUUAGCAAUUAAGUUCCAAACACAAAACUCCCAGCACACACAUCAUCAUGACCACAGCAGACAUGACGUUAGGGCAAUGUAACAUAUAGUUAGAUAAAGAGAAGCAGAGAGACAUGGUUGUUGCAAGUUGCCCGAGAGUCUUUGCAAGUUAUAGAAUCUUUUCAGUGAUCUAAUGAAGGGGUACACCUGUAAAUAAAGCAAAUAGUACAACAAUGUAGUACUACAGAGUCUCCUGAAUGUGGGGAUGUUUGACCUGGUGGUCUAAGCCUUAUUUUGGGGUGCAGCACUUUUUCAAUUAUCCCCAUAUGUGGUUGAUUUGCAAACGGGGAACUAGGAACUGCAGAUAAGGAACUGGGAACCAACUUCAGCCUUGUGGCCCAGUGUUAGAAACUGAAAGUCCAAAGGAGUAAAUGCAAGGAGGCUUGACCUCUUCGCAGUAUCUUUGAGAAGAAGAAAACCACUAACAAGCCCUUUUCAAUCCUAGCGGGAAACUGGCUGGUCUCCCGCACCUGUCAAAAAUAGCAAAGCGUGCAGAACGGCAAUACCAGGCGCUAUUUUGAAGCCAAGAAGGGUUGCUUCAGCAGCCAAUGACUCAGAAAUCUGGGAGAGGCUAAAGUGCAUUUGGCUAAGUGUUCCCACAGUUGCAUCAUGGAAAAUAAAAGAGGAUCGUCAACCCGGCAAUAGCUGGCAGUGAAACUCUUUGAUCGAGAUGGAUCUUUUGAGAAUCUUGCUCCUGGUGCGUUGCACGGUUACUGCUGCAGUCACAGGCUCCUUUUGGCACAUUACUGACCUCCAUCUGGAUCCCCACUACAAAGCAGUGCAGGACCCCUUGGGGGUGUGCCCAUCUGCCGGCUCCCAGCCAGUGCCCAGUGCAGGGUCUUGGGGCGAUUACUUAUGCGACGCUCCCUGGAUUCUCAUAAACUCUUCCGUCUAUGCCAUGAAGAACAUCCUCCCUGACCCAGACUUCAUUCUCUGGACUGGGGAUGAUACUCCACAUGUUCCUAAUGAAAAACUGAGUGAAGAAGCUGUGCUGGACAUAAUUAAACGACUAACUGACCUGAUCAAACAUGUCUUUCCAGACACUCAGGUUUAUCCUGCAAUGGGCAACCAUGACUACCACCCCAAAAACCAGUUUCCAGCUGAAAACAACAAGAUCUACAACAGUGUGGCAGAACUGUGGCAUCCGUGGCUGAGCAACUCCUCUGUGCUUACGUUCAAGGAAGGUGCUUUCUACAGCGAGAAACUGUCCGGUUCUGGCCCGACGAGGCGGAUGAUUGUCCUCAACACAAACCUGUAUUAUGAGAAUAAUAAUCAAACCAUCAGCUUGGCAGAUCCUGGCGGGCAGUUUAAGUGGCUGGAAGAGACACUUACCGAUGCAUCGAAAGCAGGAGAAAAGGUCUAUAUUAUCGGACACGUCCCACCUGGCUUCUUUGAAAAGAAGCGAGGAAAGCCCUGGUUUCGAGAGCACUUUAACCAACGAUACACAGAAAUCAUCGAGAAGCAUCAUGGAGCGAUUGUGGCGCAGUUCUUUGGGCAUCAUCACACAGAUAGCUUUAGGAUGUUUUACAGUAACGGAGGCUCUCCAAUAAGCGUCAUGUUUUUAGCUCCAGCAGUCACACCCUGGAAGACAACUUUGCCUGGGGUGCACAAUGGAGCCAACAACCCCGGCAUCCGGGUCUUCACGUAUGACCAAGACACCCUGCUGCUGAAGGACAUGGUGACUUAUUAUUUAAACCUCACCCAUGCUAACUUGGUGGCCCCAAAAUGGGAGAAAGAGUACAGCCUGACAGACGCUUUCCAAGUCCCUGACGGUUCGGUCCAAUCCAUGCAUCUGGUGCUAGAGAAACUCACGAAGCACAACAGCUACCUUCAGCAGUACUACCGGUAUAAUUCUGUUCAGUAUGAUCUUACGGACUGCGACCACAGCUGCCAGACCGACCAUAUCUGUGCCAUCCAGGAAGUCGACUUUGCAAAAUACGACCAGUGUAUUAAAGCCAGAAGCGCCGCAGCAGCAUCCUCAACUCCACCAUGGGGCCUGCUCUUCUUUUGCUCAGCUGUGGGCCUCAUUACACUCAAACUCUGGGGUAUCUUGAACAACAGAAAUGAGGCAGGACUGUGAAGAUUCUGCACAAUUCAACACUCACCGUUAAAGCAGAUGACUAGCUCCCUCAUCUUUGCAAAAAUUGGUUUGAAAGUGUGUGUCUUAUCAUUUGGAGAAAUCACAGAAUUUGGAUGGGAACUGAGUAAGAUUCACGACUGAGGGAGCAGGGAUUGCUGCAGUACUAGAAUUCACAGAAGACAUGCAUAUUCAGUUGAUUGGUGUAUAAUGACAGAUUUGGGUCAUGAUCCCUCCCAGAUAAAACCCAUUGAUAUCCUGGGAUGGAGGCUAAGAAAUGAAGAUGUGUAUGUUGUAAACAAUACAAAGAGUUACAAGUGUUAUAAUAUUUUCAGAUCAAGCACUCUAUUCCUCAGUAUAUGAUGAUAGACCUUUUAAAAAAUCAGUGAGAAAAUACCAAACAGUUGCCUGAAUACCGAAUCUAAGAUAGCAAUCGUAUGAAGGUCUACUCAGAAUCCUACUCAGGUCUAGUCAAUGGACCUGACUCCCAGGAAAGUGUUCUUAGGAUUGCACUGCAUAUUGUACAACUUUUUUGUUGCUCUCAAACUUCCAAUAAAUCAAAAGGCAGCAAUUUUGUAAUAUUCAUGUCCAAUAUUGUCUGACUGUGAGCCAAGCUACAAGUGAUAGAUUACACUUGCCUGGCAAGUGAACAGACUCACGUGUAUUCCUCCCUGUUCACUUGCGCUCCACUUGAUCAAGUGGAGCGCAAGUGAAUAGCACUUGCACUUGAUCAAGUGGAGCGCAAGUG